Messenger RNA from Neoarius graeffei (lesser salmon catfish), 2821 nucleotides. RefSeq names its product SAS-6 centriolar assembly protein (gene sass6). Lineage: Eukaryota; Metazoa; Chordata; Actinopteri; Siluriformes; Ariidae. Gene Ontology annotation, cellular component: centrosome; centriole. Gene Ontology annotation, biological process: centriole replication. Bases 127 to 2073 code for a protein of 648 amino acids. The record is from RefSeq and is a predicted model, not a curated record. The transcript is spliced from 17 exons.
CAUUAGCGGGAGGCGAAGCGCCAAACUCGAAAUCUGCCGUUGAUGUAUAAAAUUAUUGCCUAAAGUUGAAUUAGAAAUACGGUGACACAUUAUUUGUUGUUUUUUAGUUUUUAAUGUAAAACAGAAAUGACGGAAUUGCUUUUUAACAAGACGUUGCAAUUGUACGUGAAGUGUAAAGACUGUGAUGACAGGCGAGCAGUUAUCCGAGUCAGUAUUGAACUGCAGCUCAUUUCUAACCCCAUCCACAGAAGGGAUCUAGUUGUGAGGCUGACUGAUGAUGCUGAUCUCUACUUCCUGUAUAACCUUGUCAUAUCGGAGGAAGAUUUUCAAAGCCUAAAAGUCCAGCAAAAUCUCCUGAUAGACUUCACCGCUUUCCCUCAGAAGUUCAUCGACCUGUUAGAGCAGUGCCUCUCCGAGCAGAGUAAAGAAAAUCCAAGGUUCUUGCUGCAGCUUUCCUCCCCGUCGUCUGCACUAAACCACGGCUCUGCUAAUCUGAACAUCGUGGAGACCAACGCCUUCAAACACCUCACACACCUGUCUCUAAAACUGCUCCCUGGUUCAGAUGUGGAAAUAAAGAAAUAUCUGGCUACCUGUUUGGCCAUCGUGAAGGAGGAAAAGGGGCAACUCCAACAAAAACUAAAGAAGACUGAAGAGGAUCUGACGAGGCAGCUAAAUUAUGCGCAGCAGACGUUGUCUGAGAAGAGCCGGGAGCUUGAUAAACUGCGCUCUGACUGGACUUCACAAACGACGUCUCUGUCCAGCAAACACACGCAAGACCUCACAACAGAGCGUGAAAAAGCUCUGGAGAUCCAGACGAGGCUGCAGCAGCAGAAUGAACAGCUGAGGCGCGAGCUGGAGGCGACCCAUCAGCGCAGCACGCAACAGCUUCAAACCCGAGUCUCUGAACUGGAGACCUCCAACAGGGAGCUCACGGAGAAAAAGUACAAAAGCGACUCCACCAUCCGAGACCUGAAGGCCAAGCUGCUCGGCCUUGAGGAGGAAUCUCAGAGGGCGAAACAGCAAGUGGCAUCUCUCCGGAGGGAAAACGGCACCCUCGAUACAGAAUGUCAUGAAAAAGAGCGAAUAGUUAAUCAGCUGCAAACUCGAGUAGCCGUGCUGGAGCAGGAGAUUAAAGACAAAGAUCAGCUCGUACUCCGAACCAAAGAGGUGCUCGAGGCCACGCAGCAGCAAAAGAACUCUGUUGAAGAAACUGCUGAGAAUAAACAGCUACAGAUUGGAAAGUUGGAGUCAACGGUGAAAUCUUUAUCGGAGGAGCUCAUAAAGGCAAACGGCAUCAUUAAGAAGCUCCAGGGCGAUCUGAAGGCUCUGGUGGGGAAGAUUAAGGUGAAGAACACUGUGACUGUGUCUCAGGAGAAGGUGCUGCAGGAGACGACGGAAAGACUGCAGAGGGAGCAGAGGGAGCUGCAGGACACGCAGCACAGGCUGAGGUUCAAAGAGGACGAGGUAUCGAAGUUAAAGGAGCAGUUGGAGACCACAGUUAAAAAACUGGAUGAGAGCAGAGAGCUGCUGCAAACUAAUGAAAACGUGAUAACGUGGUUGAAUAAGCAGUUGAAUGAAAACCAGCUGUCGAGGAAGCAGGACACUGUUGGUGUGUUUGAAACACCGCAGCCGAGUGCUGGACUGAGACUUGCACCUGCUUCUCACAUGUUUGAUAGUAAGACUUUCUCCUCCCUGGGCCAGCCAUAUCCUGUAACCUCUACGUUAAACUCCAAGCACUCAUUCCCUCUGUCAUGUGUGAGCACCGGGCCGCGUUCUGUCCUCACUUUACACAAUCCCAAUCCAGGACCAAAGGUCCACUUUAAUCCGAUGAGUGUCAAAGCCAGCAUGCCUCCAGUGGAAGGGAACGGAAACUCCACAGCACCACAGUCAUCCUGUAAUAAGGAGAACGGGGAGCCGCUCGGGUUGGACUCUAAAUACUUUGAGAGACGAGAAGAGAGCAUCCCUCUGCGUGGCCUUUUACCCAGCAUGCACCUCAACAAAGAAAUCACUAAACCCUCCUCAAACAUGGCUGGUACAAAACCCACAGCUCCAUCAGCGUAUUUUCCCAGAUGAUGUCCUCUUUUUUUUUUUUCCCCCCCCCCCUCGUUGAUGUGAAAAGCACCAACACUCAGGAGUUUGUACACAUCUGCGUGCCAUGUGUUAAGUGUAUUAUGCUUCUCAAUUUAUUUAUUAAACAUACUUUUUUUUUUUUUAAACCACUGAUGGAUUGCUUUGCAGCUGAGUGGUUGUGCACACAGGAAUGUUUUGUUUGAAUGAAAAACCUUUACAGAUGCUGAAUUAUCUCUGGUGCUAAAGUAUGUCUGAGUGCAUAAACAUAACUGACCUGUUGUGACUGAACAGACAGGUGAAAGACCGUCCAGAUCACAAUGAUAAAUGUGUUUGUAUAAUGCAUUUCCAGUAGGCAUGUGCCAAUUAUCAUAUUUAGUGCUAUUGUUAACACUUUUCACUACUCUACACAGGCUGUCUAGGAAAUGUUUUGUGUCCGUCUCUCUCUCACGGCCCUUUUAAGCAGCAAAUGUGAAGUACGUAUUCCAUCAAUAGUACACUAUGUACUGUUCAAUACAUAUAGUGCGGUUGAGUGGAGGAGACGUGGCAGACAAAAUGGCAUUAUGAAAAGUUAAUAUUAGCACAGGUCUCAUUUCCACUGAUGGGUCAUGAGUUUCAGUAUGAGUGUACUGUUGAUUGUAUAUAAGUUGUAUAUAAAGCCUACAUGCAAACCUUCAUCAGUUUGUGUGCGUGCGCGCGUGCACACUUGGAUCCUUGAUUUAAUAAAUCGUUUUUCUUAAAACCACUUUAACAA